UGGCGGUAGAGUUUUUUUUCUUUCCGCGGUGGAAUCCGUCCUGCGGACCGCAGAGGAACAGCAAGGAUGCAGCGCGACAAAACCGGAAGUGCCAGCGGUGGGGAUAAGCCGGACAGAGAGACCGCCAUCAUGUCUAAAUACUAUGAUGGGGUCGAGUUUCCCUUCUGUGAUGAGUUCUCUAAAUAUGAGAAGCUGGCAAAGAUCGGCCAGGGCACCUUCGGGGAGGUGUUCAAGGCCAAACACAGACAGACGGGGAAGAAAGUGGCUUUAAAAAAAGUACUUAUGGAGAAUGAGAAAGAAGGGUUUCCCAUCACAGCUCUGAGGGAGAUCAAGAUCCUACAGCUGCUCAAACAUGAGAAUGUGGUGAACCUCAUUGAGAUCUGCAGGACAAAAGCCACCCAGUUUAACCGUUACAAGGGCAGCAUCUAUCUAGUGUUUGAUUUCUGUGAGCACGACCUCGCUGGACUGCUGAGUAACGCUAAUGUUAAAUUCACUCUGGCUGAGAUUAAGAAGGUGAUGCAGAUGCUGCUGAAUGGACUUUACUACAUACACAGAAACAAGUCUCAGACUGAAGUAUUCGCCACGCAGGAGAGGUCACAUGCCCCAGCAGCCAGCCAAUCAGAACAGAAACCCUGCCACCACCAGCCAAUCAGAGUUUGA
Messenger RNA from Sinocyclocheilus grahami, 660 nucleotides. RefSeq names its product cyclin-dependent kinase 9-like. Gene Ontology annotation, biological process: protein phosphorylation. Gene Ontology annotation, cellular component: nucleus. The transcript has 6 exons. Gene Ontology annotation, molecular function: ATP binding; RNA polymerase II CTD heptapeptide repeat kinase activity; cyclin-dependent protein serine/threonine kinase activity. The record is from RefSeq and is a predicted model, not a curated record. Lineage: Eukaryota; Metazoa; Chordata; Actinopteri; Cypriniformes; Cyprinidae. The coding region runs from base 67 to 660 and encodes 197 amino acids.